GUCUGUCUGUCUGUCUGUCUGUCUGUGUCUGUGUGGGAGUCUGUCUGACCACAGGUAACACUCAGAUUACCCUGUCUGUACUGUUCUCUGCUGCAGACUGCCUGGACUAGGACCUGAGCAGUCCAGCCAGCCACAGAACUAAGAUUUCCCAGGGACACGAGGAGCAUGGCAUUUGGACUGUGCUGCUGAAGUGGAGUGUGGCGUUCGCUGGCCCAGAAGAGCAUCAUGGAUGAUGAACAAUGGGGCAGGAACCACAGCAAGCCACAGAAGCCCGGAGGCUCUUCUGACACCAGGCUUCUUUCAAACCCAAACCCGUUGAUGGGGGAUGUCGUGUCUGACUGGUCUCCUCUUCAUGAUGCUGCAAUCAAUGGGCGCCUGCUUUCUUUGAGGAACCUUAUUAAACAGGGGUGGUCUGUGAACCUCGUCACAGCUGAUCGUGUGUCUCCACUCCAUGAAGCAUGUCUCAGAGGUCAUAUGUCUUGUGCAAAUGUUUUAUUAAAUCACGGAGCUCGGGUGGAUGGCAUGACUAUAGACUGGAGAACUCCUUUGUUCAAUGCUUGUGUCAGUGGCAGCCAGGACUGUGUCAAACUGCUUCUGCAACAUGGAGCUAGUCCUCACCCUGGGAGCGAUCUGGCAUCCCCCAUCCAUGAAGCUGCUAAGAGAGGUCAUGUGCAGUGCAUCGAGUCCCUUGUAGCUCAUGGAGGCAACAUUGACCAUAACAUACAACACCUGGGCACUCCCUUGUAUGUGGCUUGUAAAAACCAGCAGAUGUUCUGUGCCAAGAAGCUUCUUGAGUCAGGAGCAUGUGUGAACCAAGGCAAAGGUCUGGAUUCCCCUCUUCACAUAGUGGCCAGGAUGUCUAGUGAGGAGCUGGCCCACCUACUGAUCGAUUUUGGUGCAGACACCCAGGCCAAGAAUGCUGAAGGCAAAUGUCCUAUGGAGCUGAUACCUCCAGAGAGUCCUUUGGCCCAAGUUUUCCUACAGAGAGAAGGGCCCCCUUCUUUGAUGCAGCUAUGCCGCCUGAGAAUCCGGAAAUGCUUUGGAAUUUAUCAGCACCAUAAGAUAACUGAACUUGUCCUCCCAGAAGAUCUGAAACGCUUUCUCCUACACAUUUGAUUGUGUCCAGUGAGCGCAUUCUCAAACAUCAGGCAAAUGUUAUAAAUGUGGUGGCAAAUAAAUUUCAAAUGAAGUUGGGUUUAUAGAAUUUGGUUGUUGUUUGGUUAGACAAUAAAACAAAACAAAACAAGC
Jaculus jaculus (lesser Egyptian jerboa) is the source of this 1248-nucleotide messenger RNA. It is a transcript of the gene Asb9, whose product is annotated as ankyrin repeat and SOCS box containing 9. Lineage: Eukaryota; Metazoa; Chordata; Mammalia; Rodentia; Dipodidae. Gene Ontology annotation, biological process: intracellular signal transduction; protein ubiquitination; positive regulation of protein catabolic process. The record is from RefSeq and is a predicted model, not a curated record. Gene Ontology annotation, molecular function: protein binding. The coding region runs from base 226 to 1116 and encodes 296 amino acids. The transcript has 7 exons.